GUAACUUGCAUUGAGAGUAAUAUAAUAAAUAAUAUCUACUUUCAGUAACGGACGAACGUAUCGAACAAUCUAACACCGAGCUCCAGUAUUAGCAAACGGAAAGUACAUAAAAAUUAAACCUAAAAAAUAAAAUACAUACUGGAACCGAACCAUCGCGUCAUAACUCUUGGAUGUAGCGUACAGAUGUCAAGACCAACAACGGAGAUUUAUAAAAGCAAUAAUGAAAAAACAUAUAUUUAUGCUUUGUCUCUUGAUCGUUCUUGGAAACGACAUGCCAAUAAACAAAACCCUAGUCUUACACAGUGCAUUUGGGGGCUUAAAAUUUAUUAUACAGUUUCGCACUAUUUGUAGAAAUAAAACCACUACGACCACCGAGGAAACUUCCACUGAACAAUUCACAACCUCAACUGAACCAUCAACUAUGUACAAUCAACUGCAAAUUCCGUCUCGAACAAAUACACUGCAAUUUAUUCCGAGAUUUUCGGACGUGGAUCAGAGUAUGAUGUUAGGCAGCUCCUUAAUAGCUCUUAAAUCUCCAGGAAAACCCACCACUUCAUAUCCUGUACCCAGUACAAUUUCGGAAGAACCAUUCGAUACAUAUGAUGAGUCGACACCCGAAAGUGAAUCACUGAUAUAUAUAACAAAAUCUAGUCCAGUUCCGAGCAGAGCCAGUGUAACAGCAUAUCACGCUCUGAGUACUAAAACAAAGUUACCAGUAACAAUACCUACAACAACAAAAAGUCUACAAAUCAACGAUGAAACAACAUCAGCUAUCAGCAUAUCCAACCAAUACACUUCCAGUAUGACGACAAAGCCAAGAAUAUCGACUGAAAAGACAAGUGCCUUAGCAUAUAGCACAACAGAAUAUAACAUUUCCAGUGCUACCCCCGAGUCAACAAUAUCUACAGGUGUAACAAGUGAGGAAAGUAAAAUAGUCCAGGAUACUUCCAGUUCUACUGACAGAACAACAACCGUAGAAUCUUCCAGCUCCUUUGAACGCACGACCCAUUCAGCAGACGACAUUGCCAGCACCACUGCAGAGUAUUUAACAGAGAGUGAAGCCACAACUGAGGAAAGCACAACAGUUGUAGAAUCUUCCACUUUCACCGAAGCCACCCCCGCCACAGCAGAUGACAUUGCCAGCACCACUGCAGAGUAUUCAACAGAGGAAAGCACAACAGUUGUAGAAUCUUCCACUUUCACCGAAGGCACCACCGCUUCAGCAGAUGACAGUGCCAGGACCACUGCAGAGUAUUCAACAGAGAGUGGAGCAACAACUGAAGAAAGUACAACACUUGUAGAAUCUUCCACUUUCACCGAAGGCACGACCUCUUCAGCAGAUGACAGUACCAGCACCACUAGUGCCAGCACCACUGCAGAGUAUUCAACAGAGACAGAUGACAGUACCAGCACCACUGCAGAGUAUGAAGAAAGCACAACAGUUGUAGGAUCUUCCACUUUCACCAAAGGCUCCUCCACUUCAGCAGAUGACAGUGCCAGCUCCACUGCAGAGUAUCCAACCGAGAGUGGAGCAACAACUGAAGAAAGCACAACAGUUGUAGAAUCUUCCACUUUCACCGAAGGCACCACCGCUUCAUCAGAUAACAUUGCCAGCACCACUGCAGAGUAUUCAACAGAGGUUGUAGAAUCUUCCACUUUCACCGAAGGCACCACCACUUCAGCAGAUGACAGUGCCAGCACCACUGCAGAGUAUCCAACCGAGAGUGGAGCAACAACUGAAGAAAGCACAACAGUUGUAGAAUCUUCCACUUUCACCGAGGGCACCACCACUUCAGCAGAUGACAGUGCUAGCACCACUGCAGAGUAUUCAACAGAGAGUGGAGCAACAACUGAAGAAAGCACAACAUUUGUAGAAUCUUCCACUUUAACCGAAGGCACCACCGCUUCAUCAGAUGACAUUGCCAGCACCACUGCAGAGUAUUCAACAGAGAGUGGAGCAGCAACUGAAGAAAACACAACAGUUGUAGAAUCUUCCACUUUCACCGCAGACACCACUGCUUCAGGAGAUGACAGUACCAGCACCACUGGCACCACCACUUCAGCAGAUGACAGUGCUAGCACCACUGCAGAGUAUUCAACAGAGAGUGGAGCAACAACUGAAGAAAGCACAACAUUUGUAGAAUCUUCCACUUUAACCGAAGGCACCACCGCUUCAUCAGAUGACAUUGCCAGCACCACUGCAGAGUAUUCAACAGAGAGUGGAGCAGCAACUGAAGAAAACACAACAGUUGUAGAAUCUUCCACUUUCACCGCAGACACCACUGCUUCAGGAGAUGACAGUACCAGCACCACUGGAGCAACAACUGAAGAAAGCACAACAUUUGUAGAAUCUUCCACUUUAACCGAAGGCACCACCGCUUCAUCAGAUGACAUUGCCAGCACCACUGCAGAGUAUUCAACAGAGAGUGGAGCAGCAACUGAAGAAAGCACAACAGUUGUAGAAUCUUCCACUUUCACCGCAGACACCACUGCUUCAGGAGAUGACAGUGCCAGCACCACUGCAGAGUAUUCAACUGAGAGUGGAGCAACAGUUGUAGGAUCUUCCACUUUCACCGAAGGCUCCUCCACUUCAGCAGAUGACAGUGCCAGCACCACUGCAGAGUAUCCAACCGAGAGUGAAGCAACAACUGAAGAAAGCACAACAGUUGUUGAAUCUUCCACUUUCACCGAGGGCACCACCACUUCAGCAGAUGACAGUGCCAGCUCCACUGCAGAGUAUCCAACCGAGAGUGGAGCAACAACUGAAGAAAGCACAACAGUUGUAGAAUCUUCCACUUUCACCGAAGGCACCACCGCUUCAUCAGAUAACAUUGUCAGCAGCACUGCAGAGUAUUCAACAGAGAGUGCAGCAGCAACUGAAGAAAGCACAACAGUUGUAGAAUCUUCCACUUUCACCGCAGACACCACUGCUUCAGGAGAUGACACUGAAGAAAGCACAACAGUUGUAGGAUCUUCCACUUUCACCGAAGGCUCCUCCACUUCAGCAGAUGACAGUGCCAGCACCACUGCAGAGUAUCCAACCGAGAGUGGAGCAACAACUGAAGAAAGCACAACAGUUGUAGAAUCUUCCACUUUCACCAAGGGCACCACCACUUCAGCAGAUGACAGUGCCAGCUCCACUGCAGAGUAUCCAACCGAGAGUGGAGCAACAACUGAAGAAAGCACAACAGUUGUAGAAUGUUCCACUUUAACCGAAGACACCACCGCUUCAUCAGAUGACAUUGCCAGCACCACUGCAGAGUAUUCAACAGAGAGCGGAGCAGCAACUGAAGAAAGCACAACAGUUGUAGAAUCUUCCACUUUCACCGCAGACACCACUGCUUCAGGAGAUGACAAAACACCACUUCAGCAGAUGACUUUGGCAGCACCACUGCAGAGUAUUCAACAGAGGGUGGAGCAACUACUGAAGAAACCACAACAGUUAUAG
Zeugodacus cucurbitae (melon fly) is the source of this 3448-nucleotide messenger RNA. Its product is annotated as streptococcal hemagglutinin-like. The record is from RefSeq and is a predicted model, not a curated record. The transcript is spliced from 12 exons. NCBI's taxonomy places the organism in Eukaryota, Metazoa, Arthropoda, Insecta, Diptera, Tephritidae. Bases 221 to 3448 code for a protein of 1075 amino acids.